Messenger RNA from Octopus bimaculoides (California two-spot octopus), 3021 nucleotides. RefSeq lists its product as uncharacterized. The record is from RefSeq and is a predicted model, not a curated record. NCBI's taxonomy places the organism in Eukaryota, Metazoa, Mollusca, Cephalopoda, Octopoda, Octopodidae.
ACACCAGAAAUGUUUCUAGCAAGAAAAAAAAUCAAUCAGAAGAAUCAGAAAAAAAACACAAAAUAAACCAAGAAAAAUAUCGUCUGUGCUUUUGCCCACCCUUUGGCCAUCAUGGCGGGCAGUGACCAGCCCUUCUUCACAGUUUUCCGUGAGUUGGCCAAGAAGCUGGACAAUCUCCCCACUCAGACAAACAGUUUGACCAAAUCUGAGAAGAAGCUUCAAUCUCUCCAUUAUAUCAAAGAGUUGUCAAAGAACUUAAGCGACAAAGUAUCGGAAUGCAACAAUUUAUACCAACAUCUACAGAAUUCUUAUGUCCAGUUUCGAAGCAUCACAGACUUAACUUCUAUGAUAAUGGAACAACAGAAGACCAUUAUCAAGGAGCAGGAAUCCUUCUUAGAAGAACAUGGUUAUAUUCCAUAUCGUGAGUGUUUUGGUUCUACCCCUGAGAAUGUAUCCAAUAAUGAUGAGCCAGAUGAGAAAGAAUCUCCACAGACGCCACAGUUGAAAGAUUUUGGAGUCAGCCAUUAUACAAUUGCUCAGUUGCAGAAACCCAACAACACUUGUAAUAAUUAUAACGAGUCUUACUCUAAUUACAACAACCAUGUUUCUACACCAGCCGAUUUCCGACAUAAUGGUUUAUUCAUGUCUCCAAGUGUCCUGGGUAAAAUUCCACCUCUUUUCACACCAGACACAAGCGUACUUAGAUAUGGUACCAAGUUGUAUAAGACUCCAAAUUACAUUGAUGUGGUGAGUUUUUCAAGCCAAAAGAAAGCCCGCUUGGAAGAGAAGCCAAGCCACAGCAUUCGUAAGAAGCUGGAGAUGCCAAUAAGUGAAGAACCAUCCAGUAAGAAACAGAGUUUGGAACCACCACAGUUUAAUAACAGUAACUCACAGCAGUACCUGGACUCUGAUGUGUUCUUUCUGCCUUCAACACCACAAUCAGGAAACAGGAAAAUUUUGGUGAAUUACUCAAAAGGCUAUGCUGUUGGUGAAUUACCAAUGCAUCCAGUCUUAACAACACGGACACUGAGGUCACAUGCUUCAAAAGCAGACCAGCAUGAUAAAUCUGUUGAGCUUCAAAACCCAGAAACACCAAAAUUGGAGAUUGUGAAAGAGCUCGAUUUACCAACCCCUCCUUUACUUCAUACAACCUUCAUAAGUACGGAACCAGGCUCAAUACGCAAAGGAUCCAAGAGUUUUCUGCCAAACUCAUCUCUCUUCCUCGGAACUGGUAAAGAGAAUUUAGCAGAUGUGGAUUUUAUUCCAGAAGCUCCAAAACUGAAUAUGAACUAUGACAGUAAGUGCCGCAGGACUAGAACCAAGAAAGAAUUGCCACUUUGAGACAUGAAAGAAAAAAAGGAAAAUAAAAACAAACAAGUAAAACGAAUCUAAAAUAUUUUUUACUCUUUAAUAAAUUCUUUGUUUCAUUAGCUGUUCUAAUAAAUGUAAUUCCAAGACCUUCAUCAGAAGGUCUGUGGGUUAAAAUGUCAGCUUCCCAGCCACAUGGUUUCAGUUUUAGCCUAAAUGCAGGGCACUUUGGACAAGUGGCCUCUACUAUGGCUCCUGGCCAAUUAAAAAGCCUGUGUGAAUGGAUUUGGUAAACAGAAAAAUCUGAAAGAAUACUGUUGUGUGUGUGUGUAUAUAUCAUCAUUGUUUAACGUCCAUUUUCCAUGCUGGCAUGGGUUGGACGGUUUGACUGAGGACUGGCAAACCGGUAGGCUGCACUUGGCUCAAAUCUGAUCUGGCAAGACUUCUAUGGCUGGAUGCCCUUCCAAACGCCAACCACUCUGAGAGUGUAAGAGUGUAAUGGGUACAUUUUUGGUUUUUACCCUACCAAAUUCUGGUGCCUCAAACAUUUUAAGUACCACAUUUAAUCUUUUCAUUAAAUCUAUAUUAUUAUUAUUAUAUAUAUAUAGUUUGCUUCCUAACCACGUGAUCUCGGGUUCAGUCCCAUUACAGGGUUCCUUGGACGAAUGUCUUGUACGAUAUUUGUUGUUCAUAUUCAUGAUUCUCACAGUUAUCUCCCUUAACUCGUAUUCUUUAUAUGUUAUGUUGUUUGGUGCAUAUAUGGUUACGUGGUUACUGCAUGGUGGCUUGGGGAGGGAACUCUCCUAUGGCCCCCUCACCAGCCGAUGCCUUUGGAAUGGAUUUAAAAGGCAGAAACCACAUGGAAGCCCAUGGUGUAAGUUUCAUCACCGUAGUCAUCAUUUAACAUCUACUUUCCAUGCUGGCAUGAGUUGGACGGUUUGACAAGAGCUGAAGGGCUGUUCUGCCUCCAUGUCUGUUUUGGCUUUGUUUUCUACAUCAGGAUGCCCUCCUUAAUGCCAACCACUUUACAUAGUGUCGUGGGUGCUUAUACGCAGCACCAGCAUGGAUUGCUUUUUACAAGGCACCAGCACCCACAAGCCUGCAAGAUUAGAAAUGCUCAGCUCGAGAGGGAUGCAGGGACAAGCCUGUAUGCAAGGACCACCACAUAUUUACUUAGUGUGACAUGUCUUCUUAAGCACAGCAAACUGCCAGAAGUCUCAGUCUCCUGUCAUCCUCAGCCCUACCCCUAUUUAUCAUUUUAAUGUCCAUUUGUCCAAGCUUGCAUGGAGAUACGAUAGUUUGACCAAAAGAACUGGCUAUUGCAAGCAAAAAUAAAUAUUGCAAAAAAAAAAAUGCAUUUGGCCAAAUUUGGACAUACAGCAGUUUAACAUAAUAGCAACGAUAUGUAUACAACACGCUUUUUUUCAUUUUCUGUUUCCCAAAGCCACUUUGGACAGCCUAAGGCUAUAAAAGAAGACACUUGCCCCAAGGUGCUGUGUAGUGAAACCAAAAUGAAAACUAUGAACGGAUCGCCUUAAUCCACAGUUGUGCCUCUGCCCAUGUGUGUGUAUAUAAUACAAGAUUUGUCCUUUGUUGAUGUGUGUGUAUAUAUAAUGUGUUUAUAACAAUUCAACACUUAUUUUACAAUGAAAUUUACUUAACGAAAAUACAAUUAUUAAAUCAAGAUAUUAUAAUGCAUGCAUUUUCAUUGCA